GGCGGAGGGGGCCGAUUAUCCAUUAUUAACGAGUUGUCUUCUAAUAAGCAGAGAGCGGCUCGUUAGCAGCGCAGGAGGCGCGCGGGGAAGGGGGGUCCCCGGCCGAGCGCAGCGCACACCCGUGGCGCACGGCGGGCGGCGCGGCGCCGAGGACACCCGGGCCCGCGCGCGGAGCCGGGGCGGGCCCGGGGGCGGCACAGACCCCGGGCGCGGGAGGCCCGCGGCGCCCCCUGGCUCUUGGCGCUCGGGGCCAGCGCAGCCCGGGGCUAGCGGGGCGCGGGCCGGGGAGGGGGAGCUGCCAGCGCUCUCCAUCCCCCUCCCCCCCGGGCGGGCCGGCGGCCGGGGGGAGGGCGGGCGGCGGCGGCUCGCUGUAUAUAUCUCGGCGCACCCCGCCAGGUCGCGCACAGCGCCCCGAGCCCAGGCGCCUCCCCGCCCCCCUCCCGCGCUCCGCGGCGGCGGCGGCGGCAGCAGUAGCAGCAAUAUGGCUGUUGAUGGGUGUUUGGGGUGGCGCUGGCGGCGGGAGGAGCUCCCCCGAGCCCCUGCGCCGGCUGCCCGUUGCUAGCUAUGGCAAAUGGUGGCGGCGGCGGCGGCGGCAGCAGCGGCGGCGGCGGCGGCGGCGGAGGCAGCAGUCUUAGAAUGAGUAGCAAUAUCCACGCGAACCAUCUCAGCCUAGACGCGUCCUCCUCCUCCUCUUCCUCUUCUUCUUCUUCCUCCUCCUCUUCCUCCUCGUCCUCGGUCCACGAGCCCAAGAUGGAUGCGCUCAUCAUCCCGGUGACCAUGGAGGUGCCGUGCGACAGCCGGGGCCAACGCAUGUGGUGGGCUUUCCUGGCCUCCUCCAUGGUUACUUUCUUCGGGGGCCUCUUCAUCAUCUUGCUCUGGCGGACGCUCAAGUACCUGUGGACCGUGUGCUGCCACUGCGGGGGCAAGACCAAGAUUUCCCAAGAAAACAUAGGCUGCCUUUCCAGAAAAUUCUACCAGCCCUCAGAUGGGUUCAUCCUCACCAUCCUUCAGCCCCAAGAUGGUUUGAUCAAGAGCUGGAUUACAGAGGAAAGCAGGUCUUUUGUAGCAUCUAAAAUUCUAUGGGAGAUAAAAUUCAGCAAGGACCUCCAAUUUCAUGAAUAUUUGGUCUCUGGGAUUGCACCAUCCUUUUUCAUCAAAGGAAUACAAGACUGUGGACAUGCAUCGUGGGACAUCUCUUCAUUAGUACCUCUGGUCUCUGAAUCUCAAAUAGUGAAUGACUUUAGUCUUUUGAAAAGAGUGGCAUGUGGACUUUUUCAGAAAGUGAAGAAGAAAACAUUACAAUUUCCUCCUGUUGGGAACUUGGUCACAGUCAUUCCAGUACUGUGUUCUUUGCUGUACUUUUUCACAUUGUUUUUUUCUUUGUGGGAUUUCAUCAGAGCUCUCUAUUCACUUGGGUGUGACAUUGUGAAGUUCGAUCCUGUUGUAGACUAUAUUGAAUAGGGAGCUGCUCUGAUAGCCUGAAUAAAGCCAUGACUUUGAAG
Messenger RNA from Rhinopithecus roxellana (golden snub-nosed monkey), 1502 nucleotides. Its product is annotated as calcium-activated potassium channel subunit alpha-1-like. The transcript has 2 exons. The record is from RefSeq and is a predicted model, not a curated record. Bases 565 to 1461 code for a protein of 298 amino acids. Lineage: Eukaryota; Metazoa; Chordata; Mammalia; Primates; Cercopithecidae.